This is a messenger RNA of Thlaspi arvense, 1149 nucleotides long. Lineage: Eukaryota; Viridiplantae; Streptophyta; Magnoliopsida; Brassicales; Brassicaceae. The record is from the annotation of a GenBank genome assembly.
AUGGAAUCAAAGUUUCAUGCGUUUAUGUUCCCAUGGUUUGCUUUUGGUCACAUGACUCCGUAUCUGCAUCUGGCGAACAAACUAGCUGAAAAAGGUCACCGGAUCACUUUCUUGUUACCCAAGAAAGCUUUGAAGCAACUUGAAUUUCUCAAUCGUUUCCCAGACAGUAUUGUCUUUCACCCUCUCACAAUCCCUCCUGUCAACGGCCUCCCUGCUAACGCCGAGACGACCUCAGACAUCCCAAUCUCCUUGGACAAGUUCUUGUCCGAAGCCAUGGAUCUCACACGCGACCAGGUCGAAGCUGCGGUUCGUGCUUUGAGGCCGGACUUGAUCUUCUUCGAUUUUGCUCACUGGGUUCCAGAAAUAGCUAAAGAUUAUAUAAUCAAGAGUGUGAGUUACAUCAUAGUAUCUGCGACCACUAUAGCUCACACACAUGUCCCUGGUAGUGAACUAGGCGUUCCCCCACCGGGUUAUCCUUCAUCGAAGGUCUUGUUCCAUGGACACGACGCUCACGCUUUGACGACCUUAUCGAUCAACUACAAGCGUAUCUAUCACCAGCUCACUACAAGUCUCAAGAGCUGUGAUGUUAUCUCAAUGAGGACUUGCCAAGAAAUCGAAGGUAAAUUCUGCGACUUCAUAGCGAGUCAAUACCAUAGGAAGGUUCUCCUGACUGGUCCAAUGCUCCCGGAGGCAGACAAAAGUAAGCCGCUAGACGAACAAUGGAGUCGUUUUCUAAAGCGGGUUAAGGAGCGUGGAGUGGUUUGGGGAGGAUGGGUGCAGCAACCACUGAUACUGUCUCAUCCAUCUGUUGGUUGCUUUGUGAACCAUUGUGGGUUUGGGUCGAUGUGGGAGUCUCUGAUGAGUGAUUGCCAGAUAGUGCUGCUUCCAUUUUUGGGUGAUCAAGUUCUCAACACAAGAUUGAUGACAGAGGAACUCGAGGUCUCUGUAGAAGUGUCGAGGGAAAAGACGGGAUGGUUUGCGAAGGAGAGCUUGAGUGAUGCGGUCAGGUCUGUGAUGGAUAAAGACAGCGAGCGUGGGAAGGUAGUGAGGACGAACCACGCUAAAUGGAAGGAGGUUCUGGUUAGUCCUGGUUUAUUGACCGGUUACGAGGAUAAAUUUGUAGAGGCAUUGCAAGAGUAUCUGAUUUGA